GCGGCGGCGGCGGCGGCUGCUGCUGCUGCAGGGCGGGUUGGGCAAGGGAGGGGGAGGGGGUUCCGAGCGCCCUGCCCCCCGCAGCCCUGACUCCGCCCCUUUCGCCCCACUCCUUGCACAUUCCUCCCUCCCAUCCUCCUCCUCUCCUUCCCUCCUCUUCUCCAUCCCUCCUCCCUUCUCCAUCCUUCUCCAUCCUCCCUCUUUCACCCCCCCUCCUCCCCGGCGGCGCAUCUGUCUGGGCGUCCCUCCCUCCCCCGGUGCAGCCCCCGGCGGCGGUGGCGGCGCUGUCCGCUGCGGCUCCGCUCGCUGAGAAGACAGGCUUGGCCGCCUCCUCUCCUGAAGGGAAGGGAGGUAGAGGCAGGAACGGCGGCCGGGGACCUGAGGAGGGCAGGGCAGGCGCAGGUACCGGCCCCUAGCGCGGACGGACAGAUCCCACGCCUGCGGGGGCUCGGGCCCCCAACGGGGUCCCACCUCUGCCGGCCCCGACGAGCCGCUCUGCCCAGAAGCCGGCCCGAUGCCCCGCGUCCGCCCGGCCCUUCCCGCUGGGGUGCCCUAGCCGCCGCCAUGACCGCGCCCUGAGCCCGCCCCGCCCCUGCGGCUGACGGGGCGGGGCUGGGGGCAGAGGGCUCCCCCAGGGUCGGGGUCAUGGCCUCUCUGGACCUGCCUUACCGCUGCCCCCGCUGCGGGGAGCACAAGCGCUUCCGGAGCCUGUCCUCCCUCCGGGCCCACCUGGAGUACAGCCACACCUACGAGACCCUCUACAUCCUCUCCAAGACCAACAGCAUCUGUGACGCGGCCGCCGCCGCUGCCGCCGCCGUCUUCCCCCUGGCGCCCGAUCCCACCGCCAUGUUGGCCGUGCCCGGCGCGCGCCGGGACGUCUUUGAGAGCACCUCCUUCCAAGGCAAAGAGCAGGGGGUGGGGCCCCCGGCCCAAUCCGCCCACCACCUGCACCACCACCACCACCACUCCCCCCUCCCUCGCUUCCCCGGAGACCUGGUGCCCGCGGGGGUGUCCUGCGAGGACCUGGGGGAGCCCGGCCUGGUGCCCACCACGGCCCGCUACGCCCUGCGCGAGAUCGAGAUCCCUCUGGGCGAGCUGUUCGCCCGCAAGUCCGUGGCCUCCUCGGCCUCCUCCACGCCGCCCCCCGGCUCCGGCCCCGGCCCCGGCCAGGCCUCGGCCUCCCCGGCCUCCCCGUCCCCGGCCGACAUGGCCUACGAGGAGGGUCUGGCCCGGCUGAAGAUCCGGGCGCUGGAGAAGCUGGAGGUGGACAAGAGGCUGGAGCGCCUGAGCGAGGAGGUGGAGCAGAAGAUCGCCGGGCAGGUGGGCCGGCUGCAGGCCGAGCUGGAGAGGAAGGCGGCCGAGCUGGAGAAGGCGCGGCAGGAGAGUGCGCGGCUCGGCCGCGAGAAGGAGGAGCUGGAGGAGCGGGCCUCCGAGCUGUCACGCCAGGUGGACGUCAGCGUGGAGUUGCUCGCCUCGCUCAAGCAGGACCUGGUGCGCAAGGAGCAGGAGCUGACCAGGAAGCAGCAGGAGGUGGUUCAGAUCGACCAGUUCCUGAAGGAGACGGCGGCGCGGGAGGCCAACGCCAAGGUGCGCCUGCAGCAGUUCAUCGAGGAGCUCCUGGACCGCGCCGACCGCGCCGAGAAGCAGCUGCAGAUCAUCAGCAGCAGCUGCGGCACCACGCCCAACGCCAGCCUGGGCCGCAGCAGCGUGCCCGGGACCAAGGGCACCGGCAGGAUGCGGGACCGGCACUCGGGGCCCAUCAUGCACAACACCUACGCCGUGUCCAAUCACCGCUCCUCCUCCAGCACAGGGGCCUCCAGCCGCGCCAAGGCCUUGUCCCAGAGCUCCGGCUGCUACGACAGCGACACCGCGGACCCUUACCCCCCGGAGGAGGCGGCGGCCGGGGACGGGGCCGGCGGCGCGGGGGCCCGGGCGGAGGGCGGCGCGGGCUUUGAGAGGCCCCAGGUGCCCCGGAGCUCGGGCCUGAGGCGCCAGGCCAUCCAGAACUGGCAGCGGAGGCCCCGCCGGCACAGCACCGAAGGGGAGGAGGGCGACGUCUCGGACGUGGGCUCCCGGACCACCGAGUCUGAGGCCGAGGGGCCCUCGGAAGCCUCGGCCUCCGGCCCCACGCCCCCCCGGGCCCUCAGCAGCUGCCGCCUGUCCGGUCCUCCAGCCCGCUCAGAGGGGGGCAGCGGGCGGGGCCGGCAGGCUGACGGCGGCAGCCCCUCGCGCUCCAACGAAGUCAUCAGCCCGGAGAUCCUGAAGAUGCGGGCGGCCCUCUUCUGCAUCUUCACUUACCUGGACACCCGGACCCUCCUGCACGCCGCCGAGGUCUGCAAGGACUGGAGGUUUGUGGCCCGGCACCCCGCCGUCUGGACCCGCGUGCUGCUGGAGAACGCCCGCGUCUGCUCCAAGUUCCUGGCGAUGCUGUCCCAGUGGUGCACCCAGACGCACUCCCUGACGCUGCAGAACCUGAAGCCCCGGCAGCGGGGAAAGAAGGAGGGCAAGGAGGAGUACCUGAGGAGCACCAGGGGCUGCCUGGAGGCGGGGCUGGAGUCCCUGCUCAAAGCUGCCGGCGGGAACCUGCUGAUCCUGCGCAUCUCCCACUGCCCCAACGUCCUCACCGACCGCUCCCUCUGGCUGGCCAGCUGCUACUGCCGGGCCCUGCAGGCCGUCACCUACAGGAGCGCGACGGAUCCCGUUGGCCACGAGGUCAUCUGGGCCCUGGGGGCCGGCUGUAGGGAGAUCAUCUCCCUGCAAGUGGCCCCUCUUCACCCCUGCCAGCAGCCCACACGCUUCAGUAACCGGUGCCUGCAGAUGAUCGGACGCUGCUGGCCCCACCUCCGAGCCCUGGGGGUAGGAGGAGCGGGCUGCGGGGUGCAGGGCCUGGCCUCCCUGGCCCGGAACUGCAUGAGGCUGCAGGUGCUGGAGCUGGACCACGUGGCGGAGAUCACCCAGGAGGUGGCGGCCGAGGUCUGCAGGGAGGGGCUGAAGGGCCUGGAGAUGCUGGUGCUCACGGCCACCCCGGUCACCCCCAAGGCCCUGCUGCACUUCAACAGUGUUUGCCGGAACCUCAAGUCCAUCGUGGUACAGAUCGGGAUCGUGGACUACUUCAAAGAACCAGGGAGCCCCGAAGCCCGGAAGCUGUUUGAGGAAAUGGUGACCAAGCUCCAGGCGCUGCGGCGGCGGCCGGGCUUCUCCAAGAUCUUACACAUCAAGGUGGAAGGCGGCUGCUAACCCCGGCGGGGGGGCCCGUGGGCACCCCUCCCCACCCCUCACCCAGAGGCCUCCAGCAGGCAGCUCCUCGGACAGCCACCUACGGACGCAGGUUUGGACUUGCCUCGGGGGCCGGCUGGCGGACGCCGGGCUCGGGCCGGGAGCUCCCGUCUGAACUGGGCCGGCGGCGGAAUGCCAGCUGCCGGGGAGUCGAUGGCUUGGGGAGGGGGCUCGUUUCCUUGAGACCCUGGGGCGGGCGCCCCCACCAGCCACCGCCUUCCUCCCGGCCCGAGGAGAGCCCCAGGGCGGCCCCCCCAGAACAGGGAGCUCCAGUCACCAGCAGAGGCCGGCGACGCCCCGACCCUGUCCUGGCUCCUUCCUUCAGGGGCUCCUGCAAUAAACCCCGACUGUCUCCCUCCGAGCCCCCUCCCGGGCCGCCUCCUGUAGCUGAUCUGUCCUGGCGGCCGGGGCCCCCUUUCCUGCUCCCAUCCUGGCUGGUGGAGAGCCCGGGGGGCGCCCGCAGGAGGGGGGCGGGGCUGGGGCCUGCCUGGGCCCCGAGGGGGAGGGGCCGCUCCAGGACCCGGCCACGUGAGGCUGGGGGCGGCCAGGCAGAGAUGACAGAGUAUUUAUUUCUGUAAGAAGAGACGAUGCAGAGAUUUUAAAGCAAAGUUAUAUAAUGUGCAUGUUUCUGAGCUCUCCGCUCUAGACCCUGGCCCUGCCCUUGACCUUGACCCUUGACAACACACACAAACCCCUCCCAGGAGGCUCCUGACUCAGGGGAGGCCCGGGGGUCUGCAGGAAAGGGGGCCUGGGCAGGAAGCUGCUGAUACCCCCCCCAACCCCUGUGCACCCUGGGGAGGGGCACUCACAAACCGGCUGUUUGGGGAUACAUUGGGAUAUGGCCCAGGGAGAGGCAGAGGGGGGCUGGAGGAGCUCAGCCUGGGCCUGGACUUGGGCUCCCCACCCACCCACACCCGGGCCCUGGGGGAAAUGAGGCUCCGGAUCCAGGCUUGGGAGAAGCUCGCUGGGCCCUUCGCACUGUCUUCUGUCCUGUCUCUCGUUUGUGUCUUUGUCUCUGUGUCUCUGUCUCUCUCCCCUCCCCCUCUAUCUCUGUUCUCUGUCUCUGUCUCUGUCUGUCCCUCCCCCCCCUCCCUCUGUCUC
Messenger RNA from Antechinus flavipes (yellow-footed antechinus), 4377 nucleotides. RefSeq names its product F-box protein 41 (gene FBXO41). The record is from RefSeq and is a predicted model, not a curated record. The coding region runs from base 646 to 3237 and encodes 863 amino acids. NCBI's taxonomy places the organism in Eukaryota, Metazoa, Chordata, Mammalia, Dasyuromorphia, Dasyuridae. Gene Ontology annotation, molecular function: protein binding. The transcript is spliced from 13 exons.